GCUCUUUGUGUCAACUCAACUCAUCGAAGUGGGUGUUCAACUAUGCAAUAGCAAAUUUUAUCAAGUAAACAGCUAUUCGAUUUAUUUAUUUAGUGAUGAAUAACAAAUAAAACUUUAUCAUGGAAGGCUUACCUUCAGGAGAUAUUCAGGGGAAGUAUCAAAAAUUAGCAGCCGAGUAUUCUAAGUUACGAGUACAUGUAAAGGUACUAAAAAAAGGAGUUCUUGAUGAACAAGCGAAAUCUAACGAAUUGAGAGAUUUAAUAAAAGAAAAGGAGAAGGCUCUACGAAGAGGAGAAUUGGAGAUAGAUUCUCUAACUUUUAGGAAUCAGCAGUUAACUAGGAGAGUGUCAGUGCUUCAGGAAGAGCUAGAAGCUUUACAGUUCAAACUAACAAAAAAAUCUAAGAAUAAAGGAGAUGAUAAACAAGUGGGUGCUGUAAGUAAUUUACCAGCUCUCGAUUCUGGUUUAUUACAAGAAGAACUGCAGAAGAAAAUAAUUGAAAAUGCACAAUUUGCUUCACAGCUUUCAGAUAAAACUUUCGAAGUGUCACAAUUGAAGGCUUCUUUAGAAGACUAUCAAAAGCAUAUAAAUGAAAGUGACAGCAAAUAUAAAUGUGAGAUAGCUAAGCUGAAAAACAAAAACCAGGAGUUACAAUUUGCACUUGAGGAAGUACAGAAAGAGAAGCUUGGGGGAACACCAAAGAUUCAAGUUGUAUCAAGUAGUCAACCACAUAGCUGUAAUGGAGAUUUCCUUUCAGAAGGAGGAAGCUUGGUUGGAAGUGAGGAUGCUUUAAGUUCCAUAGGUGAUUUGAAUAUAAAUGAGCAACUUAGUAUAAAGACACACACAUUAGAACAGGAAAACCAGAAAUUGAGAAUGGAAUAUGAACUCCUACAAAUGGAAAAUGAUAGUCUCAAAUUAGAAGUGUCCAAAUAUGUGUCGGCCUCACAAAAAAGGAAAGGAGAGAGUCAUGAUUCAGGUGACUUCAAUAAUUUCAAUGAGACUUCUGUUGAUACAGAAGGUAAGGUCAUAGGCUUACUUGGAAGUAUGGAGGUGCCUUUCUUGUUGAAUCAUGAAGUACAGUCUAGAGAAGAUAGAAUGAAGACUUAUUUUAGAGACAAAGUUAGUAAAUUGGAAGCUGAAAAAGAUGAGUUGAGAAGUAAGACUGAACAUUAUGUCACAGAGUGUGAAAUGUUAAGGUUGAGAUUUGAAGAGAUGGAACAUGAUAAGGAGCUAGAUAGGCACACUCUCCAGGAGAAACAUAAUACAAUCAGUAGGCUGGAGGAAGAACUCCAUUCGACGUCACACAACUACGAAGAGCAAAUGUCAGUACUGACUGAACACGUAGCCGGCCUCAACGAUCAGCUCGCGCGUCAACACGAUCAAGUGCAGCAACUCAAACACCAACUCUCCAACCGCAGAAAGUAACGACUACAGAAGCAGUAGGUUGCUGUUAUCGCUCAGGAAUUUUAUCUUUGAUUAUUAUGAGUGCUAUACGGAUGCCCUAUGUGGAGCUAAGUUGUCUGCUGAAAGAAUCCUCAAAACAAGAAAAUGUCUUAGAUCAAGCAAAGGAGAGGUGGGGAUAACAGGCAGCAUGCAAUGGUCACCAAUUUAAAUAUGUAACUUGGAUUUGUCAUGUUAUACUGCUUAUAGUAUUUUGUGUGAGGUAGGUGCAUCUCUGAUGGAUGAUCCUCACGGAUGUAUGUGAUGUUUGUACUCUACGAAUCGACGGCCGUGCAAGAUUGAUUGUCAUUUUAUACAUUUUUUGUUUCUUACAUUUCGCGUCCGUCAAUUACGUUACGUAUUUGCCGUUAAAUAUGCACUAAUCUCUGGUGGCUGGGUCACUAGUAACGAAACUCAUGGAACUUAUAAAGCACCGGUACUCAUACUCUGUGUCACACUACCUGUCAUUUAAAUACCAGCACUUGGUAACAGAAGUCACAAUUAUACUAUUUUGAAGUAUUCUUGACAUUUUUUAUUAAACAUUGUUACAUGCCUACGCAAGUGUUCAUACUUGGACAUGCUCGAUACAUUUUUUUAUUAGUUUAUUUAUGUAUGAUUUAAGUUCACGUUCGUAGUAAACAAUCUUUGGUAGCACUUCUCGCGACUGUCUCGCUCUCUGGUGAGCAGUAGCGGUAGUAACGGUGGCCCUAAUUUCAUUUUGAUCGUAAAAAGUAUGUCUUGGCCUGUCCCGGUUUCUGCAUCGUUCAUUUUUUUUUGCUGCUUUCUCAUUCAUUUAAUGUGCGUUAUUUUUUUCACAUAUCUGUAUCGUACUCUAAAUAAUUUGUAUUUCGAUUGACGCGACAAGCGACGCCAAAUUACAAAACAUUAAAUUUGAAUAUAAUUUGUAAGAAUAACGACUUUUUCAUUACCCCUGUUAUACAAUGACCGUGCUAGACAAAAAAAAACAUCAUUUUGUAUUGAAUUUAUAGAUAAGACACUCGCUAGACAUUAUACUUUUUAUGCUAGAAACACAUUACCAAUUUUUAAUAGUAGCAAUAUAUAAAUGAAUUACUUUCAUUAAGAGUGUUUUUUUAUAUGGUCUAUACAAUAGAUUAUAUUAUAUAGGUUAGAGAUUUUAUGUCAUUGUAAUAAAGAUGAUUUUCGUUCAAUAAGUAUUUUACCGGUAUCAAACAGCUACACACAAUGAAUACUUUGUGAAUUUUGAUAAACUAAGAAACGAAUUGAGUCAUCUAGUCCCUAGACCAGGAACAUAAUUCUAGACAUAUAUGGCCAAAAUAUAAUUAAGUUUAACGAUUACAUUUAGUAACAUUCGCCCAGCAUUGAAUAUUACAAUAUUAUAGUUACCGUUAUUUUUGAUAAAUUUAAGAUUCAUGUGUUAUGAAUGAAUGAAUAAAUAAUAAAAAAUCUAUUACAACGUGUAAUCUUUAAUCCUGGGUGAAUAUUAGUAAAUGAAAUCGUUAAUCAUGAUUACAAUAUGCCCAUAUCUUGAUUCUAGAUAAGCCUUUGAUCUACAUAUAUCGAAACGAUAUUAUACUUCGAAAAUAAAAAUACUUUAAAAAUAUUUAACGCUCAUUUCUGAAAA
Molecule: messenger RNA, 3042 nt
Organism: Diatraea saccharalis (sugarcane borer)
Lineage: Eukaryota; Metazoa; Arthropoda; Insecta; Lepidoptera; Crambidae
Source: the annotation of a GenBank genome assembly